CACCAAAGUCUUCGACGCGCCAACAUCUUAUACUCUCCUUACGUUACUCAGGCCUUCAAUCCUUGGACAGUCUAGUGGACAGAAUAAUGGGAUUGUUUUGCCAAAUACAAUGGAAGAUGAAGCAGCAGCUUCCACUGCUCUAAACGAGACCGAUGACAAUGGAGCUAAGACAGAGCCGGCUCCGACUGGCCCCAUAGUCGAUGGCAGCGAUGGCCCCAAAGAGACCCCGCCUCGACUACCGCCUCGUCCGAGCCAGGUCGAUUCACUGGAGCGACCUUCGACACCACUCUCGGCGAGACCCAAGCUCCGAGCUCAACCGACUACUGCGUUGUCAUCCAUAGACAUCCAGACACUGUCGUUUCCGGACGGAAGCAGAGGCACAUUCUCAUCGACACAUAACACGGCAUCUCCGUCCGCAGCAGGGACGUCUGUUUUGGAUUAUAGUCACAGAAGGGAUUCGCAAAGCAGGAAUGAGGCAGAUGAUAAUGCGAGCUUGCAAACCUUCACUGGAACAACACAUACUGGAGGAGGAGACCUGGAAAGCCUGCUAGGAGGACCCAACGUGCAAAGUGCAGCAUGGAAGAUGCUGGCUGGUCAAGCAGAGACGGUCAAUCCGUUUGAGACGAUUGGCCACCUGGAAAAUGAGAAACUAGCCGUAUUCGAGCAAGAAUUCGAUGAGAUACAUGACGUCGACAGCGAAAUGGGCAACGAGGAGCAACUGCUGGAACAGUUUAAGUCGAAACUCAAGCAUUACAUGAUAUUUUCAUCGGCAGGAAAGCCCAUAUAUAGCAGACAUGGUGAUGUCAACUUGAUCAAUGGCUAUAUCGGUGUCAUUCAAACGAUUAUAUCAUUCUAUGAAGAGUCAAAGGACCCCCUUCAAUCUUUCACCGCCGGCGACACCAAGUUUGUAGUUUCCGCGCAAGGUCCUCUAUAUUUUGUCGCUAUUAGCAGUCUAGGCGAGAGCGAAGCGCAACUUCGCAUCCAGCUCGACGCUUUAUACAUGCAGAUCCUAUCCACCCUCACCCUCCCACGCCUCACCCAGAUCUUCACAAACCGCCCUUCUACCGACUUGCGCCGACCUCUCGAAGGUACAGAUGUCCUUCUUUCAUCCCUCGCGGAUACAUUCACCAAAGGCUCCGCAUCCACCUUACUAUCCGCUCUAGAGUGUCUCAAAAUCCGCAAAUCCCAACGCCAUGUCAUCAACAACACCCUUCUCAAGACCCGCACUGACAACCUCCUCUACGGUCUCAUAGUCGCCGGUGGCCGCCUAGUCAGUGUCGUGCGUCCAAAACGUCACUCUCUGCAUCCGAGCGACUUACAGCUCAUUUUCAACAUGCUCUUCGAAGCAAAGAGCAUCCGCUCUGGCGGCGGCGAGAACUGGAUCCCCCUCUGCCUCCCGGGCUUCAACAACACCGGCUACGUUUACAUGUAUGUCUCCCUCCUCGACGCUGACGAAGACGACACCACCCCGGAAAGCACCAGCAGCCGCGAUGACGCCAUCGCCGUCCUCCUCAUCAGCACCGACAAAGAGAGUUUCUAUGAGCUCAAACAAAUGCGCGAUGCUGUCGUCGCACAGCUCCAGAAAAACGGCAGUCUAGAUAUUAUCAAGAACGCCGUUCGCGCCGGCCGCCCUAGCACCACCGAUAUCGUGCCGGGGACCCAGCUACGGCAUUUCCUCUACAAGAGCCGCGCGAACGUGCAGUUCACCACCAGUAGCUACGCGCCCCACUUCAACAGCCUGAUCUCGCAUCGCCGCCUCCUCUCCAUCUACCAAACCCUCCACUCCUCCUCGCACGCCCGCAUAUCACACACCAAAGUCCUGCACUGCGUCUCCAAGACCUCCAUCGCGCUCGCCUGGGCCACCCCCGUCUUCGAGUUCUACUGUGUAGCGGGCCCGAAUUGUGCUAGGGGCGCGUUGUUGCAGGGGGCUAGUCGGGUGGUGCAAUGGGUUAGGAGGGAGGAGGAGAGGUUGUUUAUUAUUGGUGGUGCGGUAUUUUGAUUGCCCUG
Molecule: messenger RNA, 2007 nt
Organism: Pseudogymnoascus destructans
Lineage: Eukaryota; Fungi; Ascomycota; Leotiomycetes; Thelebolales; Thelebolaceae
Gene: MON1
Product: Vacuolar fusion protein mon1
Exons: 2
Coding region: 110-1999 (629 amino acids)
Biological process (GO): protein targeting to vacuole; vesicle-mediated transport
Cellular component (GO): Mon1-Ccz1 complex; fungal-type vacuole membrane
Source: RefSeq, a predicted model, not a curated record